This is a messenger RNA of Anolis sagrei ordinatus, 2326 nucleotides long. The record is from RefSeq and is a predicted model, not a curated record. NCBI's taxonomy places the organism in Eukaryota, Metazoa, Chordata, Lepidosauria, Squamata, Anolidae.
AUGGAGACAGAGGAAGGCCAGGCCACCGAGGCCAACCCCGAUGCCAACCACUACCCACCAGUGCCGGCCAGGAGGGACUCCUUGAAGGAACGGAUCCAGUACAGCGACCACAACUCCAGAGAGCCCUCCAGUGGCCCCCAGGACGCCUCCCCCUCCAAGCAGCAGCAGCGGCGGGUCUCCACUUCGGGCAACCGCAGCGCCCCCGAGAAGCCCAAGGAGCCCUCCAGCCCGCCCCGUCGCAGGGUCUCCCACCUAACGCAGCUGUUCCGCGGAUGGCUGAGCCAAGGGAUAAAGCGGACGGAGGCGCGGCGGGACUCCUUCCUGGAGCGCUUCUGGGGCCCCCACCCGCAGGGCUUGUCGGCCGAGAGCGGGGAGGGCCUCCCGCGGACGGAGCAGGAGGGCCGGAAGAAGGCGGCCGUGCUGGACCCCGCCGGGAAGCGGUACUACCGCUGGCUCCUCGUCGUCACCUUCCCCAUCCUCUACAACUGGACCGCGCUCAUUGCCCGCGCCUGCUUCAAUGAGCUCCAGAGGCGGUACCUGCGCUGGUGGUUGGUCCUCGACUACCUGUCCGAUUUCAUCUACCUGGCUGACAUGGUCAUCCAGAUGCGCACAGGCUUCCUGGAGCAGGGCUUGCUGGUGAAGGACGGCAAGCGGCUGUGGGAACACUAUGUGGCCUCAUGGCAGUUCAAGCUAGACGUGCUUUCGCUGAUGCCUACAGACCUGGGCUACCUGGCGGUUGGGGUGCAUUACCCAGCACUGCGCCUCAACCGCUUGCUGCGCAUCUUGCGGAUGUUUGAGUUCUUCGACCGGACGGAGACACGGACCAACCUGCCCAACCUCUUCCGCAUUGCCAACAUGGUGCUGUACAUUCUGGUGAUCAUCCACUGGAACGCCUGCUUCUACUAUGCCAUCUCCAAGGGCAUUGGCUUUGGGGAGGACACCUGGGUGUACCCCAACAUCUCAGACCCAGAGUACGGCUACCUGGCCCGUGAGUACAUCUACUGCCUGUACUGGUCUACGCUGACGCUGACGACUAUUGGGGAGACCCCACCACCGGUACGUGAUGUGGAGUACAUCUUUGUUAUUUUCGACUUCCUCAUCGGCGUGCUCAUCUUUGCCUCCAUCGUGGGUAAUGUGAGCUCCAUCAUCUCCAACACGACUGCCGCACGAACCGAGUUUCAGGCCAAAGUGGAUGCCGUGAAACACUACCUUCACUUCCGCAACGUAGACAAGGAGCUGGAGAUCAAAGUCAUCCGCUGGUUCGACUACCUGUGGACUCACAAGAAGGCAGCUGAUGAGGCGGAUGUGCUGCGGAGCCUGCCGGAUGCGCUACGAGCCGAGAUCGCCAUCCACGUGCACCUGUCCACCUUGAAGCAGGUGCGCAUCUUCCAGGACUGUGAGGCUGGUCUGCUGGUGGAGCUGGUCCUCAAGCUGCGCCCACAGGUCUUCAGCCCUGGUGACUAUGUGUGUCGCAAGGGUGACGUGGGCCGCGAGAUGUACAUCGUCAAGGAAGGCAAGCUGGCUGUGGUGGCCGAUGACGGUGUCACUCGACUGGCCCUCCUCACGGCUGGCUGCUGCUUCGGUGAGAUCAGCAUCCUCAACAUCCGUGGCAGCAAGAUGGGCAACCGCCGCACUGCCAACAUCCGGAGUGUGGGCUACUCUGACCUGUUCUGCCUUUCCAAGGAGGACCUCAUGACCACCUUGGCUGAGUACCCCGAAGCCAAACGGCUCCUAGAGGAACGUGGGCGCGACCUGCUGCUCAAGGAGGGCCUCUUUGACCAGGAGGCUGCAGCAGCGGGCGGCGAGGCAGAGGCCUCCGACAAUCUGAGCGUGGACCAGAAGUUGGACCGGCUACAGGGCAGCCUGGAGACCAUGGACGCCCGCCUUGGCCGCCUCCUGGAAGAGCACCAGGCUGCCCAGAGGAGGCUCAAACGCCGCGUGGCUGCCCUUGAGGCACGGACCGCUCCUGCUCCAGGCCCAGGCGGGGGGCACCUCUCACUGGGCUCCCUCACCCCCUCAGAAACUGGGGAGGAAGAGGGAGGGGCCCAGGGGGAAACUGGGCCCUGAGGACACGAGGGCCACAACCACCAACUCCCUCCCCUUGCAAAAGAAAGACGGCACCAGGCUGGAGCACUAAAACCUGGUUUCGAGAAGCUCGGAGUCAACUGUGCCUUCUUCCUCAUCCUCUCCGCGCAAAACAUCCCACACCCACCUUUCUCUGCUUGGCUCAGACUCAACAUGCAGGGACCCCUCCCGCCUCCAUUCCUCCUAGAAUGGAAGAGGAAGAGCCACAUGGGGGCACUGUGCUCCAUAGAAAGGCCUGAGA